UUGGGACUUCCCACUCUUCUUUAGCACAAAUCAGACUUGAGCAAAAACAACUUUUUCCAUAGGAUCAGUUAUAAAAAGAAUGGCAAGGGCAAUGACCAACUUAGUUUAUUGGUUUUAUCAGGGAAAGUAGACUCACCAAAGGCUUGCGAACAUUUCUGGUCAAAGCACUGGCUGGCUUAUUCAUCUCUAUAUGGUCAAUCGUGGUAUUUCUCCAGGACCAAAGGCACGGACUGGUUAGUGAAGAAUGCUGUCAGAAGGCUAUCUCAGUGGACUUGCGUACCGGAAUGACAUCCAGUGGAGUUAUCCAUCUUCUAAUGAGCAAGUGGCUGAGGAAAAGGAAGAGGAGAUGGAAGCCACAGCAGCUGCCAGUCUUUCCUAUUCCUCCGUGGAUGAAACACAAGUCCAAAAUCUCUAUGUGAGCUGCAAAUCCUCUGGCAAGAUCAUUUCUUCAGUGUAUUCAAGAGAGAGCCAACAUAGUAGAAAUCCGAGAAUCACAGUACUGCAAACAAACCCCAAUCCUGUGUAUGAAAGCCCAAACUUGGCCGCAGUUGAACUAUACAGAGACACCAGCAAAGAGACCUACUUGGUCCCACCUUCCUGCAAGAGUAUCUGCAAGAAUUACAAUGACUUACAGAUUGCAGGGGGCCAGGUGAUGGCCAUUAAUUCAGUGACAACCGAUUUCCCCUCUGAGGGCAGUUUUCAAUAUGGUCCUUUGCUGAAAUCAUCUGAGAUUCCUUUGUCCAUGGAGGAUUCCAUGUCCACUCAGCCCAGCGACUUGCCACCCACCCCUAUCCAGCGGUAUUCAUCCUACUGGAGAAUAACCAGCAUCAAAGAGAAAAACAGCCUGCAAAUGCAGAAGCCUAUUUCGAAUGCGGUGCUGAAUGAAUACCUGGAGCAGAAGCUGGUGGAGUUGUAUAAGCAGUACUUUAUGGACACUGGGUUUCAUGACAGUUCACCUACCCAGAUUCUGGCAUCUGAACUCAUCAUGACAAACGUGGACCAAAUCAGUAUUCAAGUCUCUAUAGAGAAGAACCUGGAGAUCUCGAAAGCCAGGGAUAUCGUCAUUAACCGCCUAUUACAGUAUGGGUCAACCGAAAUCAGCACACCGAGUCUCCAUAUUUCUCAGUAUAGCAAUGUGAAUCCAUAGAGAGGGUGCUUCCACUGCUCUUUCUCAACUACUCAAAUCCUAAGCAACAAGUAUUCAUUUAUUCUGAGAAUGUGCAGGAAGGGGUUGGCAAGGGGUAGAGAAGAAAAGGUUGGUUGCAGAUCAGGUAUGAAUUAAGAGGAAAUCUCAUAAUAUUACACGUGAAGGAAUGUGGGGAGAGGAGCUAUAAUGACUUCCAAGUGAGGGCUGUACGGAAACAAAGCAAAAAUAAAAAUGAUCAAAAAAGAAGGUAUGAUUCAUAUAAGGGAAUACAGAAAAGGAAAAAGAAGACAAACCAAGUAAGGACACAUACAAUGUAUGGAGAGUCCUUAAAAAACCGCCAUAUGACUCAGCAAUCCCACUCCUAGGCAAGUAUCCUGAGUAAACCAAAAUUAAAAAAGACACACGUAUCCCACUCUUCAUUGCAACACUAUUUACAAUAGCUAGAACAUGGAAACAACCUAGAUGUCCAUUGAUAGAUAGAAUAGAUAAAGAAGUUGUGGUACAUAUACACAAUGGAAUAUUACUCAGCCAUAAAAAGGAACACAUUUGAGUCAGUUCUAAUGAGGUAGAUGAACCUAGAGCCUAUUAUACAGAGUGAAGUAAGUCAGAAAGAAAAAGAUAAAUAUCAUAUAUUAACGCAUAUAUAUGGAAUCUAUAAAGAUGGUACCAAAGAAUUUAUUUGCAGGGCAGCAAUGGAGAAACAGACAUAGAGAACAGACUUAUGGACAUGGGGAGAGGGGAGGAGAGGGUGAGAUGUAUGGAAAGAGUAACAUGGAAACUUCCAUCACCAUAUGUGAAAUAGAUAGCGAAUGGGAAUUUGCUGUAUUGCUCAGGAAACUCAAAUAGGGGCUCUGUGUCAACCUAGAGGGGUGCAAUGGGAGGGAGAUGGGAGGGAGGUUCAAGAGGGAGGGGAUAUAUGUAUACCUAUGGCUGAUUCAUGUUGAUAUUCGGUAGAAAACAACAAAAUUCUGUAAAGAAAUUAUCUUUCAAUUAAAAUAAAUAAAUAAAUUUAAAAAAGAAGAAUGCACACCAUGGCAAAACUAAAAGCCAAAGGUUUCAGGGUAGGGAGUUAAGCAUAUGUUUGUCACCCAAGUAAAAUCCUCCAAGUUGUUUCUUCUUGAAGGAAAUGGACCACUGAAGGCUGCUACAUUUGGGUAGAAAGACAGGUUCAAACAGUUUUCAAAAAAUACAUUUGUAUCUAUUUUCCAGAUCAUUUAAAAAUAUAUUCUUUAUAAAGAUGAAAAUAGUAGCUAAUUGCAAUUGUGCUUUUAUUUUUUUAAUGAUUACUUAGCUACAACCUCAAAUACAGCCACUCAAAUCUGAUUCUGUUUACUGGGAGGAUGAAGUUCUCUAAAAGGGAAAAUACCACAUAUUGAACAUUAAACUACUGCUUUAUUU
This is a messenger RNA of Dama dama (fallow deer), 2545 nucleotides long. RefSeq names its product TLR adaptor interacting with endolysosomal SLC15A4 (gene TASL). The record is from RefSeq and is a predicted model, not a curated record. The transcript has 2 exons. Gene Ontology annotation, biological process: regulation of toll-like receptor signaling pathway. Bases 245 to 1147 code for a protein of 300 amino acids. Lineage: Eukaryota; Metazoa; Chordata; Mammalia; Artiodactyla; Cervidae.